AUGACCACUACAAGUACUAGCCUUUCAAGUACUCUUUCGACCUCUACCUCACACAGUACUCCGACAGUGACAACUGCCGAAAAAGCCACUAGCUCAGCAUCAUCCCUUCAGUCAACAUCCGGAGAAUAUGAAUCUCACGGAAAUAAUCUAUCUACUGGGGCCAUUGCGGGCAUUACUGUUGGCAAAGUUGUGGGUGUGGCCGCUUUAAUCAUCAUCCUCGUCCUAGUUUGGAACCGGACCAAAGUCGCCGCAUGGAUUCACCGCAAAACUGCCCCAAAAUCAAGCGGUGCGAAACUUAAUUACGAGUACUACCCUGCAGAGCAAUAUUCAAGAAGACAGGUUGCGCCUGCUGAACUGGAGCCGACAUCGAUGCUGCCGGAGGCGCCAGGAAUCGAGUCGGUAGCAGAGAAAGAUGGUUAG
This is a messenger RNA of Penicillium macrosclerotiorum, 420 nucleotides long. RefSeq lists its product as uncharacterized. The record is from RefSeq and is a predicted model, not a curated record. NCBI's taxonomy places the organism in Eukaryota, Fungi, Ascomycota, Eurotiomycetes, Eurotiales, Aspergillaceae. The coding region runs from base 1 to 420 and encodes 139 amino acids. The transcript has a single exon.